Molecule: messenger RNA, 1890 nt
Organism: Branchiostoma floridae (Florida lancelet)
Lineage: Eukaryota; Metazoa; Chordata; Leptocardii; Amphioxiformes; Branchiostomatidae
Product: monoglyceride lipase-like
Exons: 9
Coding region: 62-967 (301 amino acids)
Cellular component (GO): membrane
Molecular function (GO): lipase activity
Source: RefSeq, a predicted model, not a curated record
CCAAGCUGUUGGUGGCCCGCUGUUGGUACCAUUCUGUGUAAGAAAGUCCAAAGUAAAGACAAUGGCGACGUCAGGAGAAGACACUGACCGCUGCACACCUCAGGGCGUGAGUUACAGCACCUUGCCUCAUAUGGUGAACGCAGAUGGACGGUACCUGCACUGUAAGACAUGGGAACCGCCGGGGAGCAAACCGAGAGCUCUACUGAUGAUAGCCCAUGGUUUGGAUGAACACAUCGGCUGGUAUGAUGACUUUGCUCAAUUCCUGACAGGCCACAACAUCCUGGUUUUCUCCCAUGACCACAUUGGCCAUGGUCAGAGUGAAGGAGAGAGGGCAGAUGUGAAGGACUUCAAUAUUUUGGUUCGAGACACCCUGCAACAUGUAGAUAUGAUAGUGGAGAAGUAUCCAGACACUCCUGUUUACAUCUUAGGGUAUUCCAUGGGAGGCCCUGUGUCCAUAUUAGCGGCAUGUGAGCGCCCACAACAGUUUGCAGGGGUCCUGCUGAUUGGACCUGCCAUCAAGCCUUUUCCUGGGGAGGCUCCGGGAUGGAAGGUGUUUUUGUUAAAACUAGUUGUUCCUGUGGUGCCCUGGCUGGCACUCACCUCUGGUGACAGGUCAGAUCUGGUGGGUAAGGAUGAGGAAACGAAUCGGAAGAUACAAGAGGAUCCUCUCUGUUUCCAUGGUGGUCUCAAGCUGCGAACUGCUGCGCAGAUUCUUACAGGUAUGCAGAAGGUUCAGUCUCAGGUGGAUGACAUUGAGUGGCCAUUUCUUGUGAUGCACGGUGAAGACGACCAGGUCGUGAAUAGUGAGGGGUCCAAGAUACUGUACGAGAAGGCAAGAAGCUUGGACAAGACGAUGAAGACCUAUCCAAACUGUCGCCAUGGUCUUCUGAAGGAGACAAAAGAAGAUGCAGACAAAGUGAAGCAAGACAUCUUGGAAUGGCUGCUGGCCAGGACCGAACCAAUGUAGUACAUGUAGGAUGCCACAAGUCCAUGCAAUAUCAAUUGAGCAUCCCCCAUUUGAAGGUCAACAAAACUUUGUCUUAGACAACUUGAACAUAUCACACGGCCUACAACUGAAGAGACCUGCUUCUGAAUCUAGAUUUUGUAUUUGAGAAUUUAGUAUCAAGAAGACACUCAGGAAGCAGCAUUUUGAACAUUCAAAAGUAGCAUAGCAGUCCUUCUUUAAAUCGUAAGGGUUGACCAAGGACUGAUCUUUCUGGUGCUUGGAAUAAUGACUUGAAGUAAUUGAUGGAUUUAUUGAUAUAUACUAAAUACAUUUGUAUUUUUUGUUUUUCGUUAGCCAUUUUUAUUUUUCUUGAAUGUAUUACAGAACGCGUCAGUUACCUUCUUUCUUUAUUUAGAACACUGUUUAGAACACCUCAGUAGUUACCUGUCUUGUUUACUUUAGAACACAUUAGCCGUUACCUGUUUUGUUUAUUUAGAACAUAGAGUAUUCUUUGUUCUGCAGAUUUGUAAACUUUUUUUUUCACUGAUGAAGAACGGCGACGCCGUUCAAAACGUUUAAUUAAAAUUUAAUAUAUAUCCAUAAGUAUGGACUGAUUCAUCUUCAAUUUAGCAUAGCAGUCUUACCAUGCAAUAGGUGGGCUUAUGAAUGAAAAAGGCAAGAGAGGUUUUCUAGUCUUCAUCUUUUUUAUUUAUUACGUCUCAAAACAAGCUUGGUGACAUCUGGUAAAACACAAAGUGAUAGGGACAUCUUCUACAUUUACAGAUUUGAGAUAUGCUAUGUACAUGCUUCUGUAUACUGAUGAAGUAGACCACACCUACUGUUACUGUGCUGUUUGCAUGCUUUUUGUCUUAACAGUCAAAAUCUGUCCACAAGUCAUGUGGUCCUCAAAAUUAAAGGUACACAAAGAUACAGGACUAAUAUAA